Messenger RNA from Malaya genurostris, 1633 nucleotides. RefSeq lists its product as uncharacterized. The transcript has a single exon. NCBI's taxonomy places the organism in Eukaryota, Metazoa, Arthropoda, Insecta, Diptera, Culicidae. The record is from RefSeq and is a predicted model, not a curated record. The coding region runs from base 298 to 1185 and encodes 295 amino acids.
CCACCUGGGAACACUGCACUGCUGAUCGGUCGACCGUUGCGCAUAAGGAGCUGAAACAGGUUCUCGGCGCAGCGCUUUUCACUGCAGCGGCACAGCGACGGCGUAUUCGGUUAGUUCGCGUUGAAGUGAGCAGAUCACCAGUGAACAACGACGCGCGCGGGUGGUUCCGAAAUAGUUGUUGUUCGAAGGCGGUAGUGAUUUAUGUUCUGAGGUUGGCAAGGCAUUUCGAACGGUUAUUUCUCGGUGGAAAGCGUGAAAAAUAUGCUCUGAAGUUUGAUCGGUAGUGCACAGUGCGAAAUGGCAGGCCAAAAGUUUUUCCACGGCCUUACGGAAGCGAUGAUAAACCGGGCCACGGAUCGACCCGAUCGGCAGAAAUCCAGCUUUUAUUGGCCCGAUGAGUACCAGCAGGAUCCGCAGGAUGCGUACACCACCAGCAGCCGGAGACAGUCUACUACUGCUUCGUCAACACCCAACAAGGAAUGUGCGAGUCCUGCCAGCGAGCUGGACACAUCCGAAGUUCUCCGACAGCAGCGACACCGGGGCAACGUACGAUCCAACAUCCAAUUCAACGACGAAUGUGACUCUUCGUUUUCGCAGCUAGAACGGGAAAGGCAACACGAGAAGUUAAGAAUAGCAGCAUUUCUCCGGGAGCAGUGCGACGACGUCAGUGAAGCGGCGAAAACACGUCGUCAGAACACACUGAAAUCAAAUUUUCAUUUCUACGAUUUCGAUGUGACGCCGGACAGUAAAUCCGCACAGAACUCCCCGCCCAAACCGACGAACGGUUACCGACAGUCAGCUGCUACUUCCGAAUUCGACGAUCCGUUACGAUCCAGUCCGUUGCCCAACAACACUAGCAACGGAGGAGGCACAACCCGAAGACAGCAGCCGCAGUAUUCGCCGGCAUCAUCCGAGUACCACUAUUCCGCCCGUUACACCGGAAGCUACGAAGAUUUCGAGGACGACCGGAGCUACAAGUCAACUGACUUCAACUUCAGUCCACCGGGAACGCCGUGCGGUGGGGAGAUGCCGGAGUGCAAACGAAAUUCCCAGCGCCAUCUGCGGUCCAGUAUUAAUUUCCGCAAUGGUGUGGCGAUGGCCGACGACGAUACCGACGAGCGGAAACCGGUGACCGUACGCGACUCGGCCACGGAACGCGUGGGUGUCGGAUUACCAAAUUUGUAAAUAGAAUUAAUAGGCAGUGUGCCGUGUGUCUGUCGGUUACGACCAAAGCGAGCACAAGUGAGUGAGAGAACUAGAGGAGCUAGGGUGAGCUAAUAGGGUGAUUUGCGUGGCAGACAUUCUUGUUGACAGCAGCCUAUUGCCUGUGAGUGGUUUGCUUUGUUUUAUUUUUUUAUUGCGGCGGCCCAUAUACCAUUGCAUAGAAAUGCAAAACGAAAAAUGUUGACAAACGGUACAAGCGAACGAAAAAGGAAUCAUCUAAAACCACUAACCAGUUCUGAAUUUUUUUUUUCUGGCAACGAAAAAAAAAUUCGAAAACAAAAUAUAUUUCGUUUCCGUUUGGAAGGAACAAACAACACUUUAUUUGUAAUGUGAAUAACAACACCACUGAACGAUCGGUGGUUCCACAAAACUGAAACUAAAUCAUAAUAAAAAAUGACUCAUUCAAUGA